UUAAUAUUUCCUGGUCUGUAGUAGGAGGACAAAUCACUAGAGAACAAUUUUGAAGAGUCCUUGGCCAUUAACAGUGUCAAGGAUUGGUUUCAGAUCUCAGCUCAGAUGAGGAGGAAGGAGAUUGAUGAGGCUAGGCAGAGACAAACAUGGUCUUCAAGUUCCGUACUCCAAGUUUUUCCAGAAACAGCAGUCCUGAUACAGGGAAGAGGAUUCCCCUGAGUCAGCUUCGGGUGGCAACCCAUAACUUUAGCCCCAACAACAUCUUGGGUAUGGGUGGAUUUGGCUCAGUCUACAGAGGACGCCUCCCGGGCGGUUCCUAUGUCGCGGUAAAGAGGCUAAGCAAGCAUGCCUUACAUGGGUUGAAACAGUACAACACGGAGAUUGAAGUGGCGGACUCCGGCGCAGCUCGGCAUCCCAACCUCCUUCCUCUGUUGGGGUAUUGUUCCGAGGGUGAAGAGCGCCUACUUAUCUAUCCCUUGAUGGCGAACAACGACCUGGCAUCUCACCUUGGGAGAAGGUCAGGGACCCUCGACUGGGCAAAACGAAAAGGAAUAGCAAUCGGAGCUGCAAGAGGGCUUGCCCAUCUGCACGAAGGAUGCAGUCCCGCGAUCAUUCACCGUGAUGUGAACUCAUCCAACAUAUUGCUUGAUAGGGACUUCAAGCCUUUUCUGGGAGACUUUGGGUUGGCUCGGAUCAUGCACGAGGAGGAUCUCGUGUAUGGGACUAUUGAGUGGCCUGACCCCAACUCUAGCCCCUCAACAUAUCACCGGUACAAGGAUACCUAUGUCUAUACGGCUGUAAGAGGUGCUAUGAACUCUAUUGCCCUUGACUACUUCUUCACAGGAAAGUGCACGCAGAAGAGCGACGUCUUUGCUUUCGGGAACCUGCUUCUCGAGAUCGUCACUGGGAAGACAGAUAAGCGCACCACUUUAGUUGACUGGGUAAGGGGAGUCAUAGAUGGGGGCAACUGGGGAAGGGUGGUUGAUCCCAAUUUGCGAGGACACUACGAUGAAGGUGAAGCCAAACGACUAGUCCAACUGGGACUAGUGUGCUCAGAUAUUAACCCAGAAUUGCGACCGAAGAUGUCCCAAGUGGUGGAAAUGCUUGAAGGUGAAACCUUGGGGUUCUACCAUCAGAGGAGUUGGGGCAGCAAUGACUCCACUCCUUAUUACUCCUUCCCUCCCUCUCCUGCUGAACCGGCUCGUUCUUGAUGGUACGGAGAUCGAGCAUUAUCUGUCUUACAAAUUAUGCUAGCUCUGCUCUUAACACUGUCUUCUGUAUGCUGGUCCUUGCUUUCCUUUUACAAAACCAAGAAAACUUUAUUCGUCAAUCAUACAAGAAACCGAGAUCAUAGUCUGUCGAGGGUGUGGUAAAUGAAAAUGGCCACCAAAAUAAAUCAAACCAUAGCCAAAACCUUCUCGGGAACUGCCUAGGACCAUGCUAGUCCAAAAUCUUAAAUAUUCCGAGAACCUAAAUGGGAGAAACUACAAUCAGCGGUUCCUCCACCUCUCUUGGUCCGUUAUUGAUACAUGUAUGGGGGUGAGCCCUAACAGACAGUUGAUAGGUUGGAGCACACGGAACCCCUUUCGCCCAUUUAUGUAAAUAUAUGUUGCACCCAUGAGCAGCUUCAUUGGGAAGAGCGAUGGAGCAGAGUGGGGUCAGAAAGGCUUGAACAUGAGGAUUCGUUAAAAUAUCAAACGUGAAGAGGUUUCAUCAGCAUGGAUCCCUCUACAUAUAUUACUCCCAGGCUAUCUUCCAGGGGAAGCUGAAGUUGAGGGUGUGGCUAUUGUUUCUACUUAUCGGUAUCCGUCACUGUCUAAGAAACUACGAGACAAUGAGGGCGAAGCAGCCAGUUGCGGUUCCACCGCUGAUGAGCUGGAAAAACCGACUCGAGUCCUCACUUUCCCUCCCCUCUCUUUGCAACCGAACGUGCUCACUUGCAGCUCUGAAGCUUUUGGUCUUAUUCUGAUUUUUUUUGGUAGGCUUGCUUUCAGACUUCAUCUAUCUUUUAAGGAUCUUACCUCUGCUUUGUUAAAUUGAAGAUCAUCUGACACCAACAUAUUUAUCGAAUGAAGAGGAGGAGAUCUAGGUGUACUUUCUAUCUUGUAAUUGGUUCCGGUGCAGAAAAUGGUUAGACGAAAAGCAUUUUGUCA
This is a messenger RNA of Punica granatum (pomegranate), 2153 nucleotides long. The record is from RefSeq and is a predicted model, not a curated record. Lineage: Eukaryota; Viridiplantae; Streptophyta; Magnoliopsida; Myrtales; Lythraceae.